CACCAAAUCAAAAUUAACCGAUUACUGUUAUUGUGAUAAUUAUUAUGAUAAUGUUUCAAAAUAGUUUGAAUCACUAAUGCGCAAAGAUGUCAGAGAAAAACAAGAGACCGUUUUUCAGCUUGAAAAGGUGGAACAGCCAGAGGAAUAACAUAGAAGAAAAUGGGUUGUCCUUAACCACACCAACCACCCCGCAACCGCAACCAAUAUACAAGCAAACCCAACCAACCAGAUCGGUUAAUUUUGUAUUUACCGAAACGAAACCAAGAAAAUGGUCAGCUGGUGGAAUCAAGGAUUUAGUGCAAUGUGCCUUAUGCUUAGAGGUGCUACAGAAGCCAAAGAUGUUACCAUGUCAGCAUACUUUUUGCUACAACUGCCUCAAAGUUUACGUUGCAGAUUUGCCAGUCAUUGAAUGUCCGCUAUGCCGUACUAAAAUCCAAGUGCAUGGUUCAAAUUACAUAGAGGAACUACCCUCAAAUCUGUACAUUGACACACUACUGCAGAUGGUUGGUAUAAGCAACGGGAAACCAACCAAACCAGAAACACCACCAGUCACCCCAAACGGUACGGGCAUGCAGAGCGUUGACUUGAUCGCUGGUGGCCUGAGAUGCUCUCACUGCAAGACCAUGUAUGAUACCAUUGAGGUUAAGCACUGCGAUCAUUGUAAAUUGAGGUUCUGCCAAAUAUGCUGGUCAAAUCAUCUCGAGGAUAUGCGAACGCAAAUAAGUUCCAUCAUCAAGCAAUUGGAUUCUGCUGGCGAUCGUCUUGAGCACAAAAUAGAACAUUUUAAGGAUCGCUGUGAACGCAUCAUCGAACAAAUCAAUAAUGCAGCUGAAGAAAAAAUUAAUUCAAUCCUAGAAACAAAGAUGGAGUUGCUUACCGAAGCGUCUCAAAUACAGAAGACUGGUGACUUUUCUGGACUAGCGUUGCGGUCAUCAUUGAAGGAAGCUAGAGAGGUUGCUAAUAAUACCAUGGCACAGAAUAACCAAUAUUCUGAUGAUGAGCAGGUAUUAAUUUUCAUGAACCUCCAUCAAAACACCAUACAACUACUGACAGAUAUAUCAAAAUGGGAUGCUGGCAGUGUUGUGUUUGAUAAAGAAAACUUUAGGAUCGAGUCCGAUAAUUCCACUCCGUGUGACGCUGAAUCGGACGAUCCUGUGCCAGAGGGUGCUAAAGAAUACGAUCCAAUGGAGAGUGAAGCCAGUCUUAUACUUCAUUACAGGUCCCGCAACUUCGUCCCGCACUACAUCUGGAGGAAGACCUCCAGGCCUGGUGGUAUCGGCGUCAGUCCCUGGAACAACCACCUCUACAUCUGCGGCAUGGACAGUCAUAGCGUCAUCGUGGUGGAACGCUCCCAGGCCAAGAUCGUCACCAGGUUGUCCUGUGAUGAAAUGCUGUGUCCUGUCAACAUCGCCUUCAUGAAGAGUUUGGGAGAGAUUUAUGUCACAGAUAAAUGGAAGCACUGCAUACACGUGUUCUCCAAGGAAGGAGAAUUCAUCCGAUCUAUCGGACAGAAGGGAAGCCGCGUGGGCAUGUUUAGAUCACCAGAGGGGAUCGCCACAGACAACGCGCAACAUCUUAUAUACGUGGUGGACACUGGAAAUGAUAGAGUGCAGGUAAUCCAACCAGAUGGUAAAUAUGUGGAUCAAUUCGGGGUAGCCAUGAGGCAUCAAACGUCACAGGCAUCGAGCGUUUGGGAGACCAAACAGGUUUUAUGCACCGAACUGAACGCUCCUACAUCUGUAGCCGUGACCAACGACCGAGUAAUCAUACUGGACAGUGGAAACCGUCGCGUUAAAGUCUACAAUAAACAGGAUAAGAACAAAAUCGCCGAAUUUGGAUCCUUGGGUAAUAGGAAAGGGCAGUUCAGACAACCAGAAGUCCUAGCAGUGGAUCCUAUGGGAUUUAUCCUUGUGGGAGAUUCAGGGAACUGCCGAGUCCAGGUCUUCAAACCCAAUGGACAGUUGGUGAGAGUUUUUGGACGCUUAGGCACAGAACCGGGCAAGUUUGGCUGGAUUUCUGGUAUUCAUGUGACCAAACAACUAGAUGUGAUAGUCAGUGAUACCAAAAACCACAGCGUCAACUUCUUUUAAAACAACAAACUUCAACGUAACCAUAUUUAUUGUUAAACUUAAGUAAAAAUAAAUACAAUAUCACAAGAAAACUUGCUUUUUAA
Molecule: messenger RNA, 2173 nt
Organism: Aricia agestis (brown argus)
Lineage: Eukaryota; Metazoa; Arthropoda; Insecta; Lepidoptera; Lycaenidae
Product: RING finger protein nhl-1-like
Exons: 9
Coding region: 87-2090 (667 amino acids)
Molecular function (GO): metal ion binding; protein binding
Source: RefSeq, a predicted model, not a curated record